Messenger RNA from Solea solea (common sole), 4017 nucleotides. RefSeq names its product vitellogenin 3, phosvitinless (gene vtg3). NCBI's taxonomy places the organism in Eukaryota, Metazoa, Chordata, Actinopteri, Pleuronectiformes, Soleidae. The record is from RefSeq and is a predicted model, not a curated record. The transcript is spliced from 28 exons. Gene Ontology annotation, molecular function: lipid carrier activity. The coding region runs from base 1 to 3828 and encodes 1275 amino acids. Gene Ontology annotation, biological process: lipid transport.
AUGAGGGGGCUUCUCCUUUGCUGUUUUGUGGCCCUGGCCACGUGCCAAAGUGUCCGUUAUGAGCUCAGCCUGAACCCCAAGAAGACCUACGAGUACAGAUAUGAGGGUGUGGUGAACUUCGGACUUGGCAUGCCAAAUAUGGCCGAGUCUGGCGUGAGAAUGACGUGCAAGGUUAACAUCACUGGUGUCUCUGCACAGACGUUUGUCCUUAAGAUUUCCAAUUUAGUCUUUGAGGAGUUCAACGGCGUUCCGGGGAAGAACAGCUUCACUGCCUCGCCAAAGCUCAGCCAACGCAUUGCUGCCCAGCUUGUCAAACCCAUCAUGUUUGACUAUGCCAGUGGACACAUCAGUGACAUCCGUGCCUCGGCUGACGUCUCUGACACCGUAGUCAACAUUGUGAGGGGGAUACUGGGUUUCUUCCAAGUCACUGUCAAGACCACACAGAGGAUCUAUGAACUGGAGGAAGUUAGCAUCCAUGGCAAGUGCCAGAGCAGCUACGCUACAGAAGAAAACAAGGAAACAAAGGACAUGACCAUCACUCAGGUUGUGGAUCUCAGCAACUGCAGGGAGAAAGCCGCCAUCUACAGGGGAAUGGCUACUGCUGUGCUCGAUCACGUCGCCAAGCAGAGAGGGGAAUCUGUGGUUUCCUCAGUGAGAUAUGUUUACACCGUCAAACCCACAGCAGAGGGAGGCCUCAUUACCAAGGCUCAUGGUCUGGAGCGACAGUACUUCAGUCCCUUCAACGUGAAGGGCGGCACGUUCAAGAUGCAAGCAACGAAGGACAUAGUGCUGCUCAGUGAGAGCGACACAGAGAGGGCGGUCAUGUUCGGGCCAGGGGAGAGCAAGGGCAACCUUGUUUACAAGUUUGUCAAUUCCAUGGUCAAUAUACCAGUGUUGAUGCAGAACCUGGAUGACCCAGUACCAAAGGCUAUUGCACUGAUCAAACGUCUGGCUGACGUGAACAGUUAUCAGAUUGACGUUGCAACGUCUGAUGACACACUGAAGGUUUACCAGCUCCUGCGGGUAAUGCCUUAUGAAGGAUUAGAGCAAAUGUGGAGACAGUUUAAAGGAAAUGAAGAAUAUCGACGCUGGUUUUUAGACAUGAUUGUCGAGGUUGGUGAUGUUAGAGUCCUGAAGUUCCUGGAAGCGCGGUUUCAGGCUGCAGAGUUGUCUGCAACUGAAGCCCUGCAAACCUUUUUGUUGUCAAUGAACCAUCUCGACCCCAUUCCUGAGUUGGUUGAAAUGGCUAAAAUGUUCCUGAACAUGCCCUUCACCAAAUCAAACACCCAUCUGUGGCAUACAGUGGUGCUCUCCUAUGGUUCUCUGGUGUAUAAGCACUGUGCAUAUCACACACCUUGUCCAGUAGAUGCUGUUCAGCCUCUGCUGGACAUGGCCCUGGAGGCUCUGAAGAACAGCAAUGACACAGAUAUGGUCCUUGCAAUGAAAGCUCUGGGGAACGCGGGUCAUCCGGGCAGCAUUAAAACCAUCAUGCGCUUCCUCCCUGGAGUCGCAGCCACGGCCGUCGACCUGCCGCCUCGGGUGCUAAGUGCCGCCGUGCAGUCCAUGAGACUGAUCGCUGCUAGAGACCCCCACAGUGUCCAAGAUAUCAGCAUGACUCUGUUCCUGCAAAAGAACCUUCCCGCUGAGAUCCGCAUGUUGGCCUUCAUGGUGCUGUUUGACACCAAGCCAUCGAUGGCUCUGGUGUCCACCGUGACCUCACAUCUACAGCAGGAGGACGACCUCCACGUUGUCAGUUUCACAUACUCCUACCUGAAAAGCAUGGCCAGAUCCAGUACACCGGACAAUCACUUCCUUGCGACCGCCUGCAAUAUGGCCGUGAAAAUCCUGGCCCCUAAAUAUGGUCGUCUGAGCUAUCACUACAGCAAAGCAGUGCGAAUGGACUGGUUUAACGAUGAUUUCCUAAUCGGCACAGUGUCCGAAGUCUUUAUGCUAAGAAGUGCAACAAACCUCUUUCCCACGGAAAUCAUGAUGAAAGGAAAAUUUCAUUUCAUUGGUAGAAUUCUGCAGCUAUUGGAGUUGGGUAUCCGCGCCGAAGGGAUUCAGGAGUUGUUCCGCUCUGGCAUCCCCUCGUUUAGAGGAGAUCUGAGUUACAAUGACCUCCAGGCCGUUCUCGACGUGCUGAAAAACUGGGAAAUUCUCCCCAGUGAUAGGCCACUCAUGUCUGCCUUUGCACGUGCUUCUGGACAAGAGUGGUUCUUCGCUGAUAUGAACAGAGACUUCCUUCAAUAUAUCAUCAGGGCUGUCAGUCCCGCUGCAGGGAAGGAAAGCCCUGUGUGGGAUGUGAUUGAGAGUUUAAAGAAGGGAGUAUCGUGGCACAAGACCAAGAUGUUCUUGAUAUUUGAAGUGCGUUACUUCCAAGCAACAACUGUGGGUCUCCCAGUGGAGAUUAGCAAAUAUUAUGGAUCACUCAAUGGAAUCACUGUUAACGCCAAAGCUGCCGUAUCUCCACCUCUCACUGAACAUCUUGGACAACUCCUGACUUCCGACAUCACGCUGGAGUCUGAUGGUUUUGUCGGUUACUCAAAAGAUUUUUUCCUUUACUACGGGAUCAACACAGAACUGUUCCAGAGUGGCACUGAGGUUAAGGCCAAAACCCCCCUCAAUAUUCCAUGGAGGUUUUCUGCCAAGAUCAAUAUUCCUAAAAAGAAGUUUGAACUUGACAUCCCGGCAUGCAAACAAGAGAUUGAAGUCCUUUCAGUCAGCUCAAAUGUGUACGCAGUCUCUAGGAACAUCGAAGAACCGACAAUGGAUAAAAUUACCCCGAUGAUGCCCAAAGAUAUCGACUCAAACCAUGAAAUUGUCCACAUGGACCCUUCAGUUGUGAAGCCUGAAUCUGAUCAGAUGAUGAAAACAAACACCUGGCAUCCACUUACCAAAAUGUGCGCUGAGAGCAACAUCUACGGCGCUGGUCUGUGUGUGGAAUCGGAGCUAAGGAGACAGUAUUAUCACGAGGAGUACCCCUUGUACUAUUUCUUGGGAUACACACACUUUGCAGUCAAAGUAGCUCCAGUCCAGGGAAAGAAACCUGUUGACAAAAUCCACUUUGAGGUCAACGUCAAUCCGAGCAGACAUCCAACGAGCGCAUACCAGGUGCUUCAGACUCUGCGGAAGCUUUCCCAGGGAGCCACUCAGCAAGUGCAUCUGUCCUCUGAUUCUGCCUCGAGCGCCAGAGGCUCUAAUCACAGCCGCCGUGACAGCACCGUGGAAUUGUUGGACUCGACACCUGAGGCUUUGUUCACCAUCAAGGCUCUGGCCUUGAGUAGCAGUGAGAAGCCAGAGGGAUAUGACGCAGCCAUGUACUACACACGUGAAGCCGAUGUAAAGAACAGCCAAAUUAUCGCGUCCCAGGUUGGAGAGGACACCAACUGGAAGAUGUGCAUGGACACCACUGUGAGUGGCCAUGCCCGGGCGCAGGCACACAUCGCAUGGGGAGCUGAAUGUCAGUCAUAUGAAAUGUCAAUGACAGCUGCGACUGGACAUCUGCCUGGUGCCAUGCCAACGCUCAAGGCCAAAGUACAUUGGACCAGGAUCCCAGAGAGCCUGGCUGAGAUUGGCAGGAGAAUCGAGAGCUACAUCCCAGGUAUCGGUUUCCUUCUCGGCUUCAACCAGGAACCUGAGAGAAAUGCCAAGCAGGAGGUUUCUGCGUCGGUUGUUGCUGCCUCAGCAGACAGCCUCGAUGUGAAGAUUAGACUCCCAGAGUACACAGUCUACCGCAAGGCCAUGCCAUUCCCUCUGCCACCUGCCAGUUCUGACGAGGUUCAACGCGACACAACAAACACAACCGGAGAUGGACUGGGACAUGCGUAAAAAUAAAUAAAUGAGGACAACAAAGCCCAGUUGGGAGCCAGAUGUCUCUUCUCACAAUGAUAACAUAGGAAUCUCACGACCGAGAUGAAAUUAAGCAUCAUAAACGAUAUCCGUCAUACCUUCAAUGUCACCAGUUUAAAAACAACCCAUAAAAAGGUCUUAAUUUAUUCAUGUGAAGGCACGUUCAUU